AUGUAUUCUCUUGCCGAUGCAUCUGGGCGGAGAACAGCAUUGGUGGCCUUAAGGAACUCUAUAUAUCUAAUCCCUUUGGGGUUCUUGGCUUAUGAUUGGGGCGUGACUUCUGAAUGGUUUUGUCUGGAGUCCACGGUACUUACACUUGCAAUAAGCGCUGCAGCAUUUUCAUUCUAUAGAGACCGUACCAGAGAAAAAGCAAGGAGAAUGUUCCACGCUAGUCUCCUUUAUCUCCCCGUGUUUAUGACUGGGCUUCUGAUUCACCGUCGCUCCAAUGGCGAACAAUUCUUAGAAGACAAUGCAAAGGGUUUUGUGAAAUCUGCAUCUUCUGGGGAAGCAUUAGAAUUGGAUGAUAAUAAUGAUAAUCAGAAUAUCAAGGCCAAGCGUCCAUAUUGGACUGAAUCACGUCCUCCUGUAGCAUAUGCCUCUGUUGCUCCAUUUCCCUUUCUGCCUGCUCCUUCAUAUUGA
Messenger RNA from Vigna umbellata (rice bean), 468 nucleotides. NCBI's taxonomy places the organism in Eukaryota, Viridiplantae, Streptophyta, Magnoliopsida, Fabales, Fabaceae. The record is from RefSeq and is a predicted model, not a curated record.